AUGAUGACAACGAUGAUGACCCAUUGCAGGAACGAGAAUGACAUCACCGGUUACACUCCCUACGGGGCACGGGCCCGCGACGAACUCGAUGCAAUGAAGUCACAAGGCAUAAAAAACCACAGAAGGGACUUUCUCGUUGUUCAGGUCGCAGGCGAAUUCUUCUCAAAGGGUGGUAGUAGUAUUUCCGUUUUUGUGCUGAUAUUGCCGAAAGAUGGUGGGAACGUUCUACGCGAGGAUGUUCUGAAAGAAGGCUGCAGAGUCAAGCAUGUCGAUCAUCCGUUGAAAAUUCUACAGCGGGAA
Molecule: messenger RNA, 300 nt
Organism: Ostertagia ostertagi
Lineage: Eukaryota; Metazoa; Nematoda; Chromadorea; Rhabditida; Trichostrongylidae
Source: the annotation of a GenBank genome assembly